AUGCCAAUGGAUGGAUUUGUUGACUUUCAAGAGAUACCUACCGGCGAACCGCGCAAUGUACAUGGCAUAGUUUUUCUUUGGUACUUUGAGCCCGACAGAGUUAUUCGGAACCUCCUGGAGGACACGUACAAGGUCAUGUCGCGCAUGCUACAGCGCAGGGAGUUCGAGAAAAGCAGGAUACAAAUCCUUCUUGAGAAGGCAGAACGAAGCGAAAUCAAGGGAAACGAGGAGAAGUAUCUUACCGAGUUUGAAUUAAUGCAUUUGAAACAAUGGAAAAAAAAAAAGGCAUUGUUUUGGGCGAUGAUAGUGCAAUUCUCAGAAGUAGUGCUGCGGUCCUUAUAG
Messenger RNA from Talaromyces atroroseus, 342 nucleotides. RefSeq names its product DNA-directed RNA polymerase 3 subunit rpc3. Gene Ontology annotation, cellular component: RNA polymerase III complex. The record is from RefSeq and is a predicted model, not a curated record. The transcript is spliced from 2 exons. The coding region runs from base 1 to 342 and encodes 113 amino acids. Gene Ontology annotation, molecular function: single-stranded DNA binding. Lineage: Eukaryota; Fungi; Ascomycota; Eurotiomycetes; Eurotiales; Trichocomaceae.